Messenger RNA from Psylliodes chrysocephalus, 453 nucleotides. Lineage: Eukaryota; Metazoa; Arthropoda; Insecta; Coleoptera; Chrysomelidae. The record is from the annotation of a GenBank genome assembly.
AUGAUAACAAAAAAAAGUACUGGAAAGGGUAGGAUAGAUUGGAAGUAUUUUAAAUUGUUGUAUCAAAUAUUUGCAAAUGAUCAUACCAUAAAUUCAAGUUUUUUAAUGUCUUCAAUGACUGGAAAAAGUGCAAGAGUUCUUGAAAUGCCGCUAUCCCCUGAACCUCUUUCUCCUAUUAUUGAUACAAUUAUAAAUGGGGAAAAUACUUUCAUAAAUAUGAAUCCUGCUGCUACGACCACUCCCACUAAUUUCAUGAACAUUUCUAACCUAAAUAACAAAACUAUUAAACAAAGUAGACUGGAUCUUCACCGUAAACAUAUACGAGAAAUUGAAGAGAAAAGAGUGGAUGCUCUUAAUAGAUUGCUUAAAGGGAUUGAAGACCAAAAUAUUAUUUUAAGAGAAAAAAACGGUUUACUUAAAAAACUCAUCGAUAGCCCCAAUUUUAGACUAUAA